AUGUCAUACGUAGUUCGAAAAUUAUAUUGUUACGUUAUCGAGCCACCGAUAAUAGAAGAAUCUCAAAAACAACAAUGGGAAGAAAAAGAAAAUAAACGUCGUAUUGAACUCGAACGAAAACAGCAAAUGCAGAUAUUGAAAUCAUUGAAUAACAUACAAUGGCAAGAUCGAGUACCACAACAACAUGGAAUAACUGAGUUGACUUAUCGAUAUGAUGAGUAUACAAGAAAUAAUAUGAAUGCGUUACUAAAACUUUUACGUCGUUUGUUAUGCGAAUUUGUUGGUACGUUUUUGUUAGUAUUAGGUCAUGCAAGUUUGAGAAUACAAAUGAAUUUAAAACGUAUGUCAGCUAUCGAGCAUGCAAUAGCCAACGGAUUGAUCAUUGUCAAUUUGAUCUACUCCUUGGGAAGUUUAUCAGGUGCACAUUUUAAUCCCGUUGUUACGCUUAUAUUUUCUUUAAGAAGGACAUUUCCAUUUAGUUGGCUACCGUUUUAUUAUGUAGUUCAAUUUCUUGCUUCAUUAUCAGCUGGUGAUCUUAUAGCUGUUUUAUUCAAAGAAAAUGCUUAUUAUGGUACGAAUUCGGUCGAUCAUAUGCUGCUGUCGGCGGAUGUUGGAGGUUUUGGAUGGGAAGUCAUUUUGUCGUUUAUUUUAAUGUUUGUUAUUUUACAAACAUCAACACGUGGAAGCAUUAUUGGACCUCUGGCAGCAUUUAGCAGUUGGAUCUAUUAUUAUAUUUAA
Messenger RNA from Didymodactylos carnosus, 738 nucleotides. The record is from the annotation of a GenBank genome assembly. NCBI's taxonomy places the organism in Eukaryota, Metazoa, Rotifera, Eurotatoria, Philodinida, Philodinidae.